GUGCAGUAAAUAAUCCGGAUAAUUAGUAUGUAGUAUAGUACACACUAACUAGACAAGACAACAGAACAGUCUUAGACUUUCUGGAGUCAUGACUCACUUGCUGCUGCUGUGGACGGUUCCACGUGGAUACCCUACAGAUCUGCACUUCCCACAAACAGUCGAUGCCUGAGUGUCACCCUUUCCUCAGUGAGUAAUCUCACCUGGAUACUGUAGAUUUGUAUCUAGGAAUUACUGCAAUCAUAAACACAGUCUCAUACUGUCUCAGCAUCAUUUCAACACAUUUAGUAUUUUUCAUCCAUCCACCCAUUUUCCGUACCGCUUAUCCUACACGUGGUCACGGGAGAGCCUGGAGCCUGUCCUAAGGGACUCAGGGCACAAGGUGGGGGACACCCUGGACAGGGUGCCAACCCAUCACAGGGCACAAUCGCAUACACAUUCACACACUACUAUCAAUUUCAAAAUGCCAAUCAGCCUACAGCGUGUGUCUUUGGACUGCGAGAGGAAACCGGAGUACCCAUACAGCAUGGGGAGAUCAUGCAAACUCCGUGCACACAGGGAGGAGGUGGGAUACUGUUGAUUUUAUAUGAUCCAACUGCAAUAAAGGAAUGAUUUAUAAUUCCACUAUCCGGUGUCAACCUGAAGAGGAUGGGAUCCCCGGAAAAUCGUUCCUCCAAAGGUUUCUUCCUCGUGCUGUCUCAGGGAGUUUCUCCUUGCCACUUUUGUCUCUGGUUUGCUCGUCAAGGAUCUAAAUCUAUAUCAAGAUUUCUGAAGCUGCUUUGUGACAAGAGCUAUUGUUAAAAACAUUAUACAGAUUGAAUUGAAUUGACCAUUAGCCUAUCGGAUGGAAGAAACAAGUGCAAACAUUUGUCUGCGAACUGCCUUUUUUUUCUUCUUUUUUUUUUUUUUUUUUUACAAUAUUAUGCAAUUUAAGUAGAAAAGCUGUCUCAGUAGCAAGUGAUGCACUAUAAAACUGUUCCAGCAGCAGUAGGAUGGAGAACCAUCUAACAAUCUCACAGCAACACUGAUAGUAGCAUUGUCUGUGUGGGCAUUUUGAAAUAAUGCUCUAUGCUUUUGCAUAGACGUAAACAUGAGUUUUAAAAAAACUAUUAUGUAUCACUUCAAGGAAUUAACUUAUACCAAAACGAUCAACUAAACACAUUCUAACGUUGGUAUUAACAGUAGCUCUACUUUUAUUGUGAAGUGGUGCAGAAUAAAAUAGAGAGGGAGAAACAACCGGAAACUGGCCCUAAUUCGGUGCUUCCGUGUUUUCUGCCCCGUGGCGUUUAGUUCUAACGUUUGUUUUGAAGAGCCCAUCUUCCACACGCAUUUCUAAAGUAAAAGUAAACGUUAAUAUAAUAUCCAGAUGGCACAUUGCUGUUGAGUUGGAUCAAGGUGAACAUGAAGAGGCAGCUUUGGCAGCAGUAUAUUCACACUUUUUUGAGGAAUCUGAAUAUGAUCACUGAAAUGCCUUAGGAAUGCAGCAUGACUGCAGGAGUGUAACUUCACUGUGCUCCCCGCUCUUGGUUGCGCUUUUUUUUACGGAACACAAAAUGAAUCCAUGCCUUUAUAAAUGUGGCAUGGAUUAAACCUCUGUGCAUAAAGUGAGGUUUUGCCAGAGCAGACCUGAAGAUGUGUGGCUGAUUAGGAGAACUGUGUGUCUCUCCCCGCUAUGCCCAGACGAGGGCCGUCACUGCAAGGCCGGGUGCGCUGGCUCCUUCUGGGUAUAUUUUUGCUUCUUGUCUUCCUCUUCUUUGCCUACUUGCUGGAGUGUACACCACCUGCAGAUGUAACCCAUGGCUUGCCUGGCCUCGGAGGGGAACCUUAUGGAAAAGAAUAUUAUCAGGCACUGCUCCAGGAGCAGGAGGAGCGGCACCUCAGCCGAGCGGCCAGCCUCAAGAGGCAGAUUGCGCAGCUUAAACAGGAACUGCAGGAGAUGAAUGAUAAGCUGAAGAGCCUGCAGGAGAAAAAAGAGGGCCCUGGACUACAGGGCCUGGUUGAUGGCAAAGAUCAGGAACCGAGUGACCUGUUGGAAUUCCUGCAUUCGCAGAUCGAUAAGGCAGAGGUGAAUACAGGAGCAAGACUCCCCAGCGAGUAUGCUUUAGUGCCCUUUGAAAGUUUCACCACAACAAAGGUUUAUCAGCUAGAGAUGGGUCUCACUCGGCAUCCUGAGGAAAAGCCUGUACGCAAGGACCGGCGAGAUGAGCUGGUGGAGGUAAUUGAGGCAGGUCUGGAUGUUCUAAACAACCCUGAUGAAGAGGAAGGCCAGGAAGAGGACAUCCCCAUGCGGAGACAGACCUUCACAGAGAGCCACUUUGUCGAGGGGCUUUACAGGACUGAACGGGACAAAGGAACACAGUACGAGCUGUAUUUUGUGAAGGAAGAUUCACACGAAUUCUGCCAAGUAACCCUCUUCCGUCCAUUUGGUCCCUUAAUGAAAGUGAGGAGCACAUCUAUGGACACAGGCAGCACAAUCAUUAAUAUUAUAGUGCCUCUGUCAGGCAGAACAGAAACUUUUAUUCAAUUUCUACACAACUUCAGGGAGGUCGGUAUACAUCAGGACAAGCGAGUGUAUCUUACAGUGGUCUACUUUGGGGAAGAGGGUUUGCAAGAGGUGACCUCAUCUUUACGAAAAAUGUCCAGCGAGGAGAAUUUCACGAACUACACUCUUAUCCCCGUGGACGAGGAGUUUUCCCGUGGCAGAGGACUGGACAUUGGUGCUCAUGCAUGGAAGAAAGAGACCGAUGUGUUGAUGUUUUUCUGUGAUGUAGAUAUUUAUUUCACGCUUGAAUUCCUCAACACGUGCCGUCUCAAUACAACCCCCGGGAAACGAGUGUUCUAUCCAGUAGUGUUUAGUUUAUACAAUCCUGCCAUAGUAUAUGGAAAUCUUGAAUCGGCUCCACCCAUUGAACAUCAGUUGAUUCAUAAAAAAGAUGCUGGAUUCUGGAGGGACUUUGGAUUUGGCAUGACGUGUCAGUAUCGCUCGGACUUCCUCACUAUCGGAGGAUUUGAUCUGGAAGUGAAGGGUUGGGGAGUGGAGGAUGUCCAUUUGUACAGGAAGUAUCUGAGGAGUGAGCUAAUAGUGAUGCGCACACCUGUUUCGGGUCUUUUCCACCUGUGGCACGAGAAGCUGUGUGCAGAUGAGUUAACGCCAGAACAAUACCGCAUGUGUAUCCAGUCCAAAGCCAUGAAUGAAGCUUCUCACUCUCAUUUGGGCAUGUUGGUGUUCCGCGAGGAGAUUGAAAACCACCUCCGCAAGCAAGCCUACAAAAGUCAGAGCAGGGCAGAGGAUUGAAACAGUUACAGUAAACCUGCUCCCAGUAAGCACAAUCUUGGUGCAUUUCAGCAGGGCAGAAUUUAGCCAGCCGAGAUUUGUCCAGAUCUUGCUAUGUUAACACAUUUUCUGAAAUAAUUCAGAAGAUUAACUAAAAUGGAGAAUCCCAAGGAUCAACUAAGAAUAAAUAUCGUUGGACAAAGUGUAUGAAAUGAAGUGGUGUAUGGGAACUUUGUGUGAAGGCUGUGGCAAUGACUGUGCUAUUCACAUUCUGAAGGUCCAUUUACUUUUUUUAUUAAGUUAAAAUGACCAAUUGAAUUGGUGCUUUUAUGUUCAAGCACAUUCAUAGCCUAACCGAGGCACGGUUGUCAUACACUUAUUUGUUAAUGUUAUUGUUUAACAUACUGUUACUUUUUAUUGCUGUUAGUAUUAAAAUCAUGUGUGC
Messenger RNA from Ictalurus furcatus (blue catfish), 3716 nucleotides. It is a transcript of the gene csgalnact2, whose product is annotated as chondroitin sulfate N-acetylgalactosaminyltransferase 2. The record is from RefSeq and is a predicted model, not a curated record. The coding region runs from base 1670 to 3292 and encodes 540 amino acids. NCBI's taxonomy places the organism in Eukaryota, Metazoa, Chordata, Actinopteri, Siluriformes, Ictaluridae. The transcript has 8 exons. Gene Ontology annotation, molecular function: glucuronosyl-N-acetylgalactosaminyl-proteoglycan 4-beta-N-acetylgalactosaminyltransferase activity. Gene Ontology annotation, cellular component: Golgi cisterna membrane.